CGCGCUGGUUGUAUAUUAUACAGCAGCUUACCAGGAGGAGAGCACUGCAUGCUCCACGUUUGCCAUAAAGCGAAAAAAUUAUCGAUUUUCAACUGCAAGGACCGCAUGCAGUCAACGUAUAAUAAAGAGAUUUUUAGACGGAGUUGGUGCUUCACUCGGGAAAAAACUUUGUAAGCGUCUCAGAAGUGGGUAGGAUUUUAUCGGAUAGAACAUAUCAGAUUUUCAAACAAACAUUUUCGUGUUAAUAUUGUGAGAAUUUGUAUACGAGUAGUAGAAAUAAGAUCAGCGCUUCUCAUAGCACGCAACAGCUGCACUACUUAUAAAAUCUUGCCAAAAAAGGAAGCUAGCUCUCCUUUUUCGACCCACUGUUUUAUUCUGUGCAUAUUGUUUAUUUAUCCGGCUGCUGAUAUUUGAACCAAAUGGGAAAAUUUUCUAAGUCGACGUUCCACGAUGUCCUCAACCGCGAUCUGAACUGGGCCUAUCAUGAGAUCAUUACGGAAGCCUUGUGCGUACUGUGGAUCGGAUGCCAGCUUUCGUUAAAAUUCGGUAGUCGAUUUUUUUCGGAAUGGGAGUUGACGCGCAUCGACCCGGACAAGUACACGGAUCUGGAUCGUCUUCUAUGGCUGUUGCUUGGCCAGAAUUUAACCGGCUGCGCGUGGGAUGACGUGGUCUCCCAUUGGAAACCCUCGCUGCCGCAGACGGUCACCAAUACGGCUACAGUGAAUCCGAGCCGAGCCAACGCCGGCUACAUCGGAGCAUUCGCGAUGGUCGUCAUAACCGUGCUUCUCGGCGUCUCUGUCCUCUGCUCAGCGUGUGUCAACCGCCACUGGAGAAUUCCCCGCUGGACACAGCAUCUCCGCAACUGCCGCCGAUUUACGACCUGGUGCGGCUUCCGUACGACCUGCAACGGCGAGGACUGGGGUUUUGAAGUGGAUGCGAAUCAGUCCAUUUGGGGUUCAACCAUGUUUAGCGUCUUGGUCUUUUAUGCUGGGAUAUUUGUGUUCUCGGGAUUGUGGCUGGUCUUCUGCGCUUUGCCGGUGGUCAUUGUGGCGGGACUGACCGUUGCCUGCAUCGGCCUCCACUGCAGCGAAGAAGCGGUAUUCCCGGCCAGUGUUGUGGUCUUCUGUCUGCUGGCAGUGCACUGCACCGGCAGGAUUUGGGGGCUGUGGAUGAACGGAACGUAUCUGAUGCAGUUCCAUGAAAUGAUCAGGAAUGUUACGGGAGUGCGGCUCAUCUUCCAACCUUUCACAGCAAUUCAGUCACAGGAAGCUGCACACAAGACAGAAGCAUCGGCUGACAAUCCGUCGCCCGUUAGUCGCCUCAAAUGGCUAUCCACUUUAAUAAUGGUUGUGGCCCCAGCUUUUUACUGCGUGCUUAACCACUGCCUAGAUAUGCUGCCUAGAGUGCCGGUCUUUAAAGUUUGGAUGGAUUCUUUCUCCGGUUGGAUGAAUUCAUUGAUUUCAUUCAUUUCGUUUUCAUCACUGGCCAGUGCGCAAAACGAGUCGACAUCUGUUCCGGAAUCGACAUCUCUACCGUAUUGGACAUACCUCACGUGUACCGAGUGUUGUGACAACUACGAAACGGGAAUGAGCCAAGCAACGGUGAUGCUGUCGUACUAUGUGGAUCUACACUAUCCACGUUGGAAGACCACGUAUCCGGCUCUCUUGGCGCUGUUCGACACGGUCUUUUCGCCGGUAACGGAGCGCCUCUAUGUGGCGUGGAUGGGGAUCGUUGGGACGGUGGUCGGCUUGCCGAUAAUUCUCCUCGUGAUGGUCGGAGUGGCAUCUUGGAUCUACAUCUUUGGCUUCUGUGUACGCAGUUUACUGCAGUGCAUCUGGAAGCCAAAACCAAAAGAAGCCGUAGUUGAUCUGGAAGAACAUAAAGAGGAAACUGCCAGCCCUGAUAAGUCAGAUGGGCCGACCAGUACAAAACCCUUCUGUGUGUGCGUUAUGUGGGCGGACUGGGAGCGUUGCAUCGUGGUGACACUCUCCCGUGGGCUAUUCUGGGCACUCCUCCCGUAUCCGGUGCUGGGGCUCAUUGUCCCGGAGCAGUUCCAUCUGCCUGCAUUACUGGUGCUGCUAAGUGUCAUUGAACUGGGGCUUUGCUGUUUUGCGUGGAAGUCCAUCUGGAUUGCCCGGGGGGAAAUGAACAAGGAUUGUUGCGAACACGCUCGUUGUGUGAAAGCGCCACCCGAAGAGGAUGAUGCACCGCUGCUGACAGCUGACACCGUGAUGUUGGCUCUUUAAACGUGACCUUCUAAUAGAUACAUCCCCUGCGCCGUUUUAAUCAGUUCUGUGUCAUAAACUGUUUAAGAAGAUUCCUAUUUUUUUCCUGUUUAAAUAUCGCUGAACGCGUUGUCUUAAUAGUGUAUGCUUAUGUGCGCGUACGCACCCGUGCGUUAUUCUCAUUUUACUGAUUCUUGUCUGGAUCUUAGUAUUGUUCUCACUGUUUCAUAAGUUAAUCGAAACGCUUCAUGGAUUUUAAUAUUAUACCACCAAAAAUUUGUUUGAUUAUGUUGUCUGGCUUUCAACAAAUGUUAUUAAGUAAUUACUUUUUACAUGGUGUCAUAUAAGAAUGUUACAUUACCGCAAAAAAAUUUGUUAGUGUCGUGAAAGGCCAUCAGC
Molecule: messenger RNA, 2624 nt
Organism: Paramacrobiotus metropolitanus
Lineage: Eukaryota; Metazoa; Tardigrada; Eutardigrada; Parachela; Macrobiotidae
Exons: 5
Coding region: 420-2246 (608 amino acids)
Source: RefSeq, a predicted model, not a curated record